AUGUCAGGGAAGCUGCUGAAUGAAAUCUCGGAGGAGAAUCAGGUUUUACAGAGGCGGGUCGGGUGCAUGAUGGGCAUCUUCCAAAUGCUGGACCGCCACCGUCUACUCUCAGGGCGGCGGCUCAGCCGCAAGAGGCUCCCUCCUGGUGAGUGGAGAAUCGCCGCUCCUUUCUUCUUCUUCUUCUUGCCUUAUCACCACACUGCUCACCUCCUCUUCCUCAUCUUCCUUCUCCAGGCGGCAGCGCCGCCGCCGGCGACCACCUUCAGGCGGAGGAGAAUCACCAGCCCUCUCCACGGAUAGACCUGGUAUGGAUUUCGCCCCCUCCGGAAGAGUCAGAAUCUUAGCGAAGUGAUCAAUCACCGGACGAACUCUUGCUGCAGGAGAAGAAGAAUCUGAGCAGGAGCUUGAACGAGAACCAGAGAGUAUCGGUGGAGUCAUCAAGAGCUUCCUUCUCCUCCUCGUCCUGCUCCUCCUCUCUCUCUUCCCUCGAAUGCAGCCGAGGGUCGACGGCGGCACCGCCGCCGCCGGCCGCAUCCCCUCGCCGGCAGUCACUGGACUUCAGAGACGUCGUGAAGGGGGCCAUAAACAGGGACGGCGGCGGCCCCUCCGCCAUUAAAACCUCUUCGAGCAAGUCCGAGGGGAGGACGAAGCAGCAGCAUCAGGACUCUCCACGGCCUUCCCUGCCAUCGCCGAGGAGCCUCCUUGAAGACAGAGGAGGACCUGCGAGAAGAUCUUCGUACCACAGGGAAGCGCCCCGCUCGUCUCUUGAUUCCAGGGAGCAGAGCAGGUUCUCCACGAGGCUUCAAGAGAUCCCCAGGCUGUCGCUGGACAGCAAGCAGGGCUCCCUGAUGAACUCAAACCAAGAUUCGAGGUCAUAUUCACUGAUGAAGGACUUGGAGACGAUGGACGCCGCCGCCGCCGGCCAGAAUACCCAUCGGCGGCCGGCCAGUGUCGUGGCGAAGCUGAUGGGCUUGGAGGAAAUGGCUUCUCCGGGAUUAUCCGACCUGCAAGCUUCUUCUCCCUCUCUCCUCCCCCUGGUGCGGAAGAAGAUGCCUGAAGAGAGCAAGCAAGAGCGGCCUGCCGGGACUUGCCCUAAUCUUUCCCCCAAGGGUUCUUCCUCUCCCUCCUCCAUUCCGAGGAUCAGAUCAGCAGAACCAGCGAUAAAGCCGACCCCCAGCUCCAGGAUUCCCAUCGAGCCGGCUCCAUGGAAGCAGCCGCAGGGGAAGCAGACGGCGCACAGAAGACAGCCUCAGGAGACUAUUUACAGUGAGACUGAGAGGAAGCUGAAGGUACCUGGGUUCCAGCAGUCGAACAAGGACUUCCGAGCUCUGGAGAGGAUACUGGAAGCGAUUCAUGCAAAGGGUCUGAUGGAGUCCAAGAGAAGAGAUAAGCUCAGCGGUGGUCCGUCAAUGGCCGUGUCCGAUCAGAAUUUGAGAAGAACAGAGGGGGUGCAAAAUCCGCAAACCAGACAGCUGAGCAGAUCUUUCUCAUCGGAGUCUCCUAUCGUGAUUAUGAAGCCUGCAAGGUCCAUCGACCGGUCCCAUUUCCCUUCGUCUUCGAUAAUUCCUCUCGGUGGGCUCGCCAGUCUUCGAAGGGUUCGUACGGGCGGCGGCGUCACUGAGAACACAGAAAAUCGCAGCUCGCAUAGAGCUCGAGUUCAGGUCCCCCAUGGCUCACCUCGGUCUCCGCAUCUGA
Spirodela intermedia is the source of this 1695-nucleotide messenger RNA. Lineage: Eukaryota; Viridiplantae; Streptophyta; Magnoliopsida; Alismatales; Araceae. The record is from the annotation of a GenBank genome assembly.